Drosophila hydei is the source of this 2010-nucleotide messenger RNA. RefSeq names its product endochitinase A. The record is from RefSeq and is a predicted model, not a curated record. Bases 261 to 1739 code for a protein of 492 amino acids. The transcript is spliced from 5 exons. Lineage: Eukaryota; Metazoa; Arthropoda; Insecta; Diptera; Drosophilidae.
CGUUUUUGUGUGUGCAUCUAAAAAACGCGCGCGCUUUUUAACGCUCGUGCUUAAAUAAUGUAUGCAGACAAAGGAUUAAGGCGCGCAGCAUAUUAAAUGUUUAUGUGACUUCUUAUAGAUGGCAAUAAAAUAGUACUGGGUGUGUUUGUGAAUUUUUGGAAUUUAUGCCUGUGCAGUUUUCCAUCGAUUUUCAUCUUGCGCCAACAACAGACUGGGGAUGAAAAACCAAACAUAUGAAACGGAUUUGAUAUUAACCAAAUAUGCAGAAACAAGAAAAAAGGCGCGAAUUGCGCUUAAAGCGAUUCUGGCGCUCGCCAAAAACAACAUCAUCGGAGGAGUCAACGGGCUAUGAGAGUCCGACGAGGACGAAGCCAGCCAGCAGCGAUGCACAGCGUUUCAAUCAUCUGCACUACACGAGCCUCUCCCAGGGGUCGGGCACCACCUCGUCCUCGACGACGGCGGCGGCAGCAGCAGCUGCCAAUGGGGCAUCAAGCAGCAGCAGCAACAAGCCAUCCUGUUCGCUGCCGCUGUUGCAGGUGUGGCCCAGCCAGGACUCACCGCGCGGCGAAGCGGAUGGCCAAUCCUUCAUCUUUCCCGCCAUUGUGGAGACGAGCGUCGGCAGCACCAACGUGGCAUCCACCAGCAGCAGCAGCAACAAUGACAACAACGACAGCAACAACUCCAUCGCCACCAGACGCAGCAACAAUCACCUGACACUGAGAACGGAGCGUCGCAGCUCCCUGUACUGUGAUACCCUGCACGCCGGCGACUCUGGCAUAGACUCAGUACAGGCAUCGCCCUCGCCCAAUGCAUUCAUUGCUCCUCCGGGCGUACAUGGACUGCCCGGUGGCCAUUCGGGCGGCAGGUCAUGUCAUGUGUCGCCCACCAGCACGCCCACACAGGGCUCGCCGAAUCUAUCGCUGGGUCGUCGGCACAUGCGAAACAGCAUCUGUGUGGUGCCCAGUGGCGGUGCGGCCAAUUAUAGACGCAAAUCAAGUGCGCUACUGCAUCCGGAUCAUGCGCGCUUAUUUGCCCUAAGGAUGAAGCAUGCGGCUGCAUUGGAGCGGGCGCAAACAUCGCCGGAUCAGACAUCGAUUGAGGAUGCGAAUGAGUUUCAUGAUAAUGGACUGGCCACCAAUAUGCGUUUGUGCUCUGCCUCGUCGUCGACGACGUCGUCGCUGACAUCCGUGGCAGCGGUCAGCCUGGGCGGGGGUGUGGCAGUUGCCGGUUGUGGGGGCGGCAGUGGUGGUGGCAGCAGUGGCGGCAUUGCCACCGCCAGCAGCGGCGCCUGCUCCUCCUCCGCUUUUGCUGUCGGCGCGGCGGGCGCACAGCAGCGAGUCUCCGAUCCUUGGCUGCAGCCACAAUCCGAUCGUGACUCGCGACACGGCCACCAACACGAUGGCCGACGGCGUUCAUCGACAAUGACCGCCCGCUAUUCGCUCUUCGAUGCACUCGAUCUGGAGUACGUGCUGCUCCGGGCGGCGGCGCGCGGCUCUGUGGGUCCCUACUCGCUGAGCGAGUCCAUACACAAAUUGACCUUCACACAGUCGCUGGCAUUUCCAGCGCUGGCGCGCGGUCUGGCCACCAAGCGCCGGAGAUCGGCUACGCACACCAGUUCCAGGCCGCUAAAUCCGCACGAAUCGGGCUUGAAUACGUGCGCAAAGGUUGUUACCGCUGUCGUCCUGGUUGCCAUCUCCUUCAUGGUCUUUCUCAUAGUGUACAAAUUUGUGCGCACGUGAGGUUUGCUCCUGGCCCCGACGCCAGACUUCUCCGUCACAUAUCAGACGACCACCAGGGACGAAGUGGAUGCCUCCACCUCUUUCCUGCUGUCCACGUCAACGGCGGGCCGCAGUCUGGGCAAACAUUUGUCGGGGUUCAGGAGCCAGUUGGGCCUCAAGCAGGCAGACUUUGACUUUGAGUAGUAACAGGCAGACGGAAAUUGUAAAUGCAGUAACGAAAAAUUUGUGAUAAACUUUUCAGAUGAUAAACAAAUUUCCACACACACACACA